This is a messenger RNA of Sorex araneus (European shrew), 2144 nucleotides long. RefSeq names its product lymphocyte transmembrane adaptor 1 (gene LAX1). The record is from RefSeq and is a predicted model, not a curated record. Lineage: Eukaryota; Metazoa; Chordata; Mammalia; Eulipotyphla; Soricidae. Gene Ontology annotation, biological process: immune response; intracellular signal transduction; lymphocyte activation. Gene Ontology annotation, cellular component: plasma membrane. Bases 322 to 1455 code for a protein of 377 amino acids. The transcript is spliced from 6 exons.
CCCCCGUGCAUGUCCCUGAGCCCGGCCGGGGAGAGAGAAGAAGCCAGUCGGGGGAAUUUUGAUUUGGAGGCAACUCAGCUUCCCCUUGGAGGGGCCGCACACAGGUUGAACGUCACGGACACCAGGAGAAGCCUGACGCUCUCGCCUCCUGAGGCAGCAAGCCUCACGCCGACCCGCACACCACACAGAGGACUCGCACCACCUUCUCUCCAGGGCACCAGCAACGUCAGGCAAGCCGGGGCAAGAGGACACACACUGGCUGAGACCAAGAGGAGACUCGGAGGGAAGCGGAAGCCUUCUCCAUGAGGUGGGGGACAAGGGAUGCCGCCACACCGCCCCCCCCAGGGAGCCCGAGGGGCACCCCGGAGGCCAGCACUUUCGGCACUUUGCAGGGAGCUAACCUGGACAGGAUUCCUCACCCUCCUCCUCAUCGUGGCUCUCUGUGCCCUGUGGAACUGGAAGAAAUGGAAGAAGCGGCGCACGCCUUACCGCCGCGUCGAGGGCCUGCCCUCCCUGAAUCGACCUCGAUGCAGACAGCAAACCAAAAAUAUUUAUGACCGCUUACCCCGGAGGCUGGAAACGCCAGGGAGAACCCAGGCCAGGAGUACCCAGCUUGCCAGCACCGAGAGCCUCCUCUCCAGAGAUUCCAGCAGCCCCGCCUCAGAGCACCAGGCCUCCCAAGCAGAGAGUGUGCCCUCGGCUCACACAUCCUACACUCGGGUCUCCGUGGACUCCGGGGGUAUCUAUGACAACACCCUGGGGCCCCCGAUGUGUGAGAACCGCGCUCCCUCGGCACUCGAGGUCAGCGGUGGAGCGCCUGGCAAGUGCCCCAGCACUUCCUCAGAGGACUCUCUCGAUUAUGUCAAUGUCUCCACAGCCGUGGAGGUUUCUGAGACUGGAGCUUCUGCCAGCAGCACCCCUGAGAGCCUUUCUGUCGCCCUGGGUGCCCAGGAACUGGCCCUCACAGAGGAAGGAGACCAGGAAGACAUCUGGGACUGCUCCAGUGUCCGGACCCCGGGAAGCAAGAGCAGCGACAGCGACGCGGACGUUUCUUCUGAGGCCUCCAACGAUUAUGUCAACAUGGAGGGACUGGACGGAGGGGCCGUCCAGGGGAGACAGCCCUGUGUGGCGCCUCCGCGCUGCAGAGAUUAUGAAAAUAUCCCGGCAGCAGCUCACCAUAGCAACCAGCAGCAGCAGGUGGAGGAAGAAAUGACUUUCCCAAGGACGGACCCCGGGGAGGGCGGGACAGAUGAGUCAGGGAGCCCCGGCCAACAGGCUGCGCAACCAGGGAGGUUCCUGGCGCUAGGGGACCAAGUGACUCACCCGCCAGCUGCACGGAGCGAGGACAGCCCAGUGGAACAUGGAGAAAAGAUGUCACAUGAGGACUGCCACGACUACGAGAAUGUGCAAGUGGUCAGAUGGAGGGACUCGGUGCCCUCGCCAGUUCCUUCCUGAUGCACUAAGGCCCAGCCACCCAGACGGAAAAGCACGUGGGGUGGGUCCAUACUACCAUCCCCACAUUACCACCGGGACCACCCUCGCCUUGCAGGGGGUUUGUUUGCUGAGGUUAUGUUAAAGGGCCAGAUGGAGGAGGGAGCUCAAAGCCAGAAAGGAAUUCUCUUAAAGCAGGAAACUCUUGUUCUUCACAACUGCCCAAGAAGGGUUGCUGGAAAAAAUCACGUCCUAAUGCUAACGGGGAUGGGACGGGACUUCAGUGCCUGGUGGAAAUAUGAAGUAGUCUGAAGUCAUUGCCUUCACGACUCCCAGCUGGCCACAGAGCAACAACAUGGAAUUACUUUGUCGUGGAACUGAGGCCAAAAGGAAGGGAGAUGCUGGGUGCGGUGGGGGAGGGCUUUCCGUUUUGCAAGAAUGUGGAUGACUGAAUGCAGGAGCACAUGCGGAAGAGCAGAAACUCGAUCACCACGGAGGAGAUUACAAAGCACGGUACUCACUUUGGAAAACUGUUUGACGGUUUCUUAUACACAGACACUUACACAGCUUACCCAUUCCACGAUUAGGUAUUUACCCCAGUGAAUUGAAAACAAAAUCCCCACACUGAAUGUUUGGAUUUUGUAUUUUUCUUCAUAAUUGAUCAAAUCUAGAGAUAACUUGUGAUAUCUUUUAAUAAGCCAGUGGAUAAAUAA